Pomacea canaliculata is the source of this 3170-nucleotide messenger RNA. Its product is annotated as nucleoside diphosphate-linked moiety X motif 22-like. Lineage: Eukaryota; Metazoa; Mollusca; Gastropoda; Architaenioglossa; Ampullariidae. The coding region runs from base 39 to 914 and encodes 291 amino acids. The transcript has 4 exons. The record is from RefSeq and is a predicted model, not a curated record. Gene Ontology annotation, molecular function: GDP-mannose hydrolase activity.
UAGAGUCGUCGACGUGGCAACACAAAAACUUCCAUACGAUGGACCCAGAUGUAAAAAUCAUGUUUUGUGCCGGUACAGGGGGACUUGUACCGGAAGAAAGAACUUUAGUUAAAGUCGCGAGAGAAUUCAAUCGAAAAUCUUUACCCGAGGACGAAACCUCAAUCGAUGCUAUUUGGAAAUUUCGGCUUGAAGAAAAUCCGCGACUUUUUAACGGGACAAAAUUUCGAGUACAUUCCGUCGUGUUUGACAUUGAUCGAAAGCUCACUCUUAAUCUGGGUCUCACUGACUACCGAGAGUACCUUGGUACUAACUGGGCUUCUGAUGUUGAGCAGCUUCGUUCAAGAGGGCAGAAAGAUUUUUCCAACCCACAAGCGUUCUUUUCCGAUCCAAUGGGAGUUGGGGCAUUUGUUUUGACUGACGAUAAUCAUGUCGUCUUCCUCAGGCGAAGUCUACAUUGCGCUGAGGCACCUGGGAUGUGGGAUGUUCCUGGAGGGCAUGCAGAACCUGAGGAGCUCGUGGGCAAGAUUCCAGUAGCAGAUGUGGAUUAUAGCCAAAUGACAUCACAAGCAGUGGCUCAUGAAAUAUUUGAUUCUAUUCUGCGUGAAAUUCGAGAUGAGGUAAACAUCAGUCAUACUAACCUGUCACCACCUCUGUUGAUGGGCAUAGCUCAAAACACUACCAGUGCAUGCAGACCCAGUCUUGAGUUUCUAGUAGGAUGCAGCUUGUCCAAAGACAGAGUGCUUGCAUUGUACAGACAAGGAGAUCACGCUGAAGCAGAUGAGUCAACAAACAUCAUGCUUGUGCCUUUAUCACAGAUCAUCACCAUGGAAACAACAAACCCUACUCUGUGGGCUCAGAUAGCUCCCUCAGCCAAAGGUUGUGUCAUUUUGUAUAAACUAUGCAAUGGACUCUAGAAACUCCGCUGUAUCAACAGACACCAUGCAUUUACUUUUUCUUCCUGCUGACUUCAGCAUGGAGCAUCUUGAUGCUGUGAUCUUUUGACUGGAACAAAUGAUAUUGUUGGAAAAUUUGCAUAAUAUAAUCUAUUUUGUACUUCUUUACUGUUUUAGAAUCUCAGUUGUUUAAGUUAUACACAUUUUGGAAUGAAACAAAAUGCAACACAUUAUCUUAAACCAAAGUAUAUUAAACCAAAGUUGGAGCACAAGUAUUCAGUAACACUGCUAAGUAUGAGCUGAAAAAAAGCCUUAGCAAUGUUUGUAAAUGAGGCAACAAACCUGUAUGCUGCUUAACUUGCCAGAGGUGCCACACUUGCAGUAGAAGAGAUGCAAAACUGCUAUAAUGCAGUGUUAUACAACAAAUCAUUAUCAAUGAAGGUUCAUAGAUACAAAGUGAAAUUUUAGACUAUGGAUACACAAAGAUCUGUAAGUUACAGAAAAGCUUUGAAUAUAAAGGGAAAAACAAAUCUAGGACAAUUAUAUGGAAGUUGUAUUAAGUUUAAGGACACAUGCUUUACAGGUCUCAAAUUAGUAAGACUGUUAUUUAAUGAUCUUUCAACUAUCUUAUAUAAAAGAAUCUGUUUUCUGACAGCCGUCAGGGGAUGAUGAAAUACAGUUUGUAAAAUGUAUCAGCCCAACAAUGUUUAUCAAGAAUACAGAAAUUAUUUACGAACAGACAUUAGAGAGGACUACCUUCCUUAUGAUCUAUCCUAAAUAAGAUGAAUUACUUAAUACUUUUUUUAAAAUUAUUAUUAUGAUUUAUGAUUUAUGAAAGUUACUUACCAGUACACACUGGUUUCGAGGGGAAAUCAAAUAUAUCCAUGAAUUAUCAGUUUCUACAUACUGAAUAUCUACUGAUUUUCGUCAUUAGUGUUUCACAAUUACACAAGCGGAUUAUCCAAUGUUCUGCUUGUGUUUUCCAUAUCAAUGUUGCUGACAUCACUUGCGGAAGGAUGCUGUUCCUUGUUAGCGUCCUGCUGAUGGAGGACCAUAUCUGUUUCUAACACAGGUUUCGGCGCCUGUAUCCAGGUAGUUGAAGGCAUCGAAUAGGUGGUAGGGGAGAAAUGGGAACGUGACGGUGAGGCCCCAUGACGGUCGUCCCCCAUCAUUUGUCCUGACCUCUGAUAGUGUUGUCUUUGGUCUUGCUGCCGUCGUCGUUCCCCCUGACGAUAUCGCUGUUGUCUAUUUGGUUCCCUGCUUUGUCGCUGUUGCUCUCUUGUAACCCCCACCAGUUUCUUCUCUAUAGGGUUUGUGUCACUGUUUUUGAUUUCCAUUAUUGAUAAGUCUAUCAGUUUUACGAAUAAACGACCUCCUGCCGCAGACCAAGCAUCUAACACUCCAUCGUGUUGCCGCAGACGAUUUAGUCUUUGUAAAUUUAAUUUAGUCAGGUCUUCUGUGAUGACAACAUUUGAGCCCUUAAGUCUGUUUCUUGUUUUGAUAACCUGAUCUCUGUCCUUGCGCGACAGGAAUUUUAUAAUCACUGGUCGAGGUUUGUUUGUCGUCACUCUCCCUACUUGAUGAAUUACUUAAUACUUCAUUGCUUCUGUGGUGUGGGACCGUGUCCCAAAGUGUGCAAAAAAAAACAGUUGAAACUAUAGUGCCUUACUAAAAAUGUACCGUCCACAUGUUAAAGAAGCAAGCAAGAAAGAAAAUUUCCAGGAAUUAAAAAGAGACAGCUAAGCAUGCAUACUCUCUGAUGUAAAUGGGUAUUUCUGCUGACUUGUUCUCUAAAGUGUUAAUUACCAAACAUCAGACAGUGACAACUGAUUUCCAAUAACAGCUGUUUCAUACUCAGUUAAAGAACAGUAACAAAAAUGGGUAUAACUUAAAAACCCAACAUACAUUCAACUGCAGGAUAUUAUUUAUGUAAAAUUUGUUGCUAGUUUCAUAAAAAAGAAAUCUUUGCCAAAAUAAGCAGGUGUCUGUAUAUAUCAAUCAUUUUGACAGCAUUUCUCUGGACAUGCAGCAUUAGCAAGAUUUCAAAAUGGCACUCAAACUAUUUUAAAUGUGCUGCAAUUGCCAUUUUUGUGGUAGACUUUUUGCCUGUGGACAUUCUCACAAUAGGCUAGUUCACUUAAUAUUGGGUAAGUUCAGGGCCGCCGAGAGCCAGCCCGGGCCCCGGGACAGACGACCUCGAUCUCCGGGCCCCUUGUACUUGUAAUCGUAAAUUAUUUUCCCAGUAUAUAAUGUAUGUUUACAAUUCGAAUCUCAAUA